ACUGACUGUUGCAUCGACUCGGACUUGUAUCGACCUCCAAGCAUUCUCUUCUGGUCUUCAAGUUUUCUCCAUAUAUCGGUCUGCAUGGCAUCCAGAGAAGGGAAGAGAAGAACUGAAGCGCGGGAUGGGGGCAGAAGACGAUAUCGCUCGGAUGGCACUCCGAUCUGGGGGCAGCGGGUGAUAGACGGUCCAGGAGUCUGGGUCACUUGCAUCAAGGGGAGGGAGAAACAGACUGUCGGAGAGCUUUACGAUCUGUUUGACUCUCUUGCGUCCGAGCUGUGGCAGGAAGAGGGCGCAAAAGCCGGAAAUGGGGAGACCGACAGUGAUAACGGGGGCGAUGACGAAGAAGAGCUCGAAAAGCAGAUUGCGAAGGAGGUCGCUUCGAUGAAACGGCCUAGGAAAGAGCAAAGGUUCGUUAAUUGUCAGACGAAUACGCCCUGUGUUGUUUUCAUAUCGUGCAAGCCUCCAGUAGAUCCAGUGCAAAUGGUUGUCAAGCAUGUGCAGAAUGUGGUGGACGCUGGUGUCACCCAGACACGGUACGUAUUAUUUUGUAUCCGAACACCGUCGUCCUUUGUCAUGUUGUCUAGGUACACGCAGCGACUGACACCGGUAUCCGGAACCUGUGUCGCCAACCUUUCGGAGGUGCAAUCGCUGUGUAAGAGGAUCGUUGUACCAUUCUUCGAAGACGAUCCGGAGAAAAUAUAUCGCUACAAGAUUGAGCUCAGAAUGCGUAACCAUAACACGAUGUCAAGGAGCACUCUCAUUGAAGGGCUCGCAAAAUGUAUCCCAGAGAGACACCAGGUCAAUUUAGACAACGCGGAGGCGUUCAUUUUGGUAGAAGUCUUCAAGAGCAUUUGCGGCCUGAGCGUUGUGAAGGAUUACUACAGCUUGCACAAAUUCAACGUGAUGGAGAUCGCGCAUGCAAAGAACAGCGACGCACCGGAGGACGGGAGAAUGGCCGACUCCAGCUCAACCGUCAAAGAUGCUACUGAAUGAUGGUUGUACUAUCAUUAUGUGUAACGAAAUGCAGACCAAAGUACCUGUCAUGCUGUAGCUAUAGCAUAAGAUGUUUGUAUCUACGUUGAAAGAAUACGCGCGAUUGUCCGUUUGGUGUCAAUACCAUAUUACCAAGG
This is a messenger RNA of Fomitopsis serialis, 1133 nucleotides long. RefSeq lists its product as uncharacterized. The transcript has 7 exons. NCBI's taxonomy places the organism in Eukaryota, Fungi, Basidiomycota, Agaricomycetes, Polyporales, Fomitopsidaceae. Bases 85 to 996 code for a protein of 303 amino acids. Gene Ontology annotation, biological process: tRNA modification. The record is from RefSeq and is a predicted model, not a curated record. Gene Ontology annotation, molecular function: RNA binding.